Aplosporella prunicola CBS 121167 is the source of this 618-nucleotide messenger RNA. RefSeq lists its product as uncharacterized. NCBI's taxonomy places the organism in Eukaryota, Fungi, Ascomycota, Dothideomycetes, Botryosphaeriales, Aplosporellaceae. The record is from RefSeq and is a predicted model, not a curated record. The transcript is spliced from 2 exons. The coding region runs from base 1 to 618 and encodes 205 amino acids.
AUGUCGAUAGCCACCCCCAAAGUCCACGGCGUCAAGCGGUCUGCCGCCGAAGCCCUGGAGAACGACCAGCGCCUGGCCAAACGCUUCGACCUUCUAAACAUAGACAGCAAUGGCAAGCUCUACAUACCCGUCGCCGCCUCGUCGCGCGCACCCCCGCCAACGCUUGAACCCCAAGAGGCCCCGCCGCCCAGGCCCGCCGAUGGAGGCGGCGACGACGACUGGAUGCAGCUCGAGGAUACAAAGGACAAGAUCUACAUCUACGACCUAGAUAAGGAGCUCGCCGAGAUCGAGUCAGACGAGGACAAGCCUGUGUUUCUCCCCGAUAUUGAGAAACAUCUCGCGCGCAUCCCGAAACACCUCCUAGUGGGGCAGGAUCUCCAACAGACCCGCGAUAAUCAGCUCGUGCUUUACAAGGUCCCGAGCUCCCUGACGGUCCCUGAGGACAAGGACAGCGUGAGGAAGGCCAUCAUCGAGGCAAGAGCCAGGGCGAGCGAGAACCACCAAGCUCCCGGGGACGGCGACGCUGCGACGAGCGCUACGAAUGCGACGAAUGACGAUUUCAUGGCAGUAGAAGGGGAGGACACAAUGGACGACGUCGAUAAAAUGGAUAUGGACUGA